This is a messenger RNA of Sander lucioperca (pikeperch), 1916 nucleotides long. RefSeq names its product autophagy related 3 (gene atg3). Gene Ontology annotation, biological process: autophagy of mitochondrion; nucleophagy; autophagosome assembly. Bases 157 to 1113 code for a protein of 318 amino acids. The record is from RefSeq and is a predicted model, not a curated record. Gene Ontology annotation, cellular component: cytoplasmic ubiquitin ligase complex; cytosol. Gene Ontology annotation, molecular function: Atg8-family ligase activity. Lineage: Eukaryota; Metazoa; Chordata; Actinopteri; Perciformes; Percidae. The transcript is spliced from 12 exons.
CAUCCCCACCCACACUUCUCGUGAGAUUCGGAUACCGGAAGUGUUUACACGUAUCAUGUGAUUUGCUCUUGUUGGCACUGUGCUUGAGUAGCUAUAAUAAUUUUCACGUUACGGUUUUGAAGAACCUUGGGUUUUAUCUAAAGGGAACUCUACAAGAUGCAGAACGUGAUAAACACAGUAAAAGGGACAGCUCUCGGUGUGGCUGAGUUUCUCACUCCAGUGUUGAAGGAAUCGAAAUUCAAAGAGACUGGAGUCAUUACACCAGAAGAGUUUGUAGCAGCUGGAGAUCACAUGGUUCACCAUUGCCCCACAUGGAAAUGGGCCACUGGAGAAGAAGUCAAGGUGAAGCCAUAUUUACCCCAGGAUAAACAGUUUCUCCUGACACGCAAUGUUCCCUGUUACAAGCGUUGUAAACAGAUGGAGUAUUCAGAUGAGCUGGAAGCCAUCAUAGAGGAGGAUGAUGGAGAUGGGGGCUGGGUGGACACUUACCACAACUCAGCAGGUGUGUUAGGAGUUACAGAUGCUGUACAAGAAAUUUCACUGGACAAUAUUAAGGACAAAAAUAUGAAUGCCACAUCGGCAGCAUGUUGUGGUGAUGAUGAUGAUAAUGAAGAUGAUGAAGAUGGAGAAGCAGCAGAUAUGGAAGAGUACGAGGAAAGUGGCCUGUUGGAAACAGAUGAGGCGACCUUGGAUACCAGUAAAAUGGUUGAAACCAAAGCCAAAGCAGAGCCUGGUAGUGAAGAUGCCAUCCUUCAGACUAGAACAUAUGACCUGUACAUCACAUAUGAUAAAUACUACCAGACCCCUCGACUCUGGCUGUUUGGAUAUGAUGAAGAUAGGCAACCGCUGACUGUAGAACAGAUGUAUGAGGACAUCAGCCAGGACCAUGUGAAGAAGACAGUCACCAUUGAGAACCACCCCCACCUUCCCCCACCUGCCAUGUGCUCUGUCCACCCCUGCAGACAUGCUGAAGUGAUGAAAAAGAUCAUUGAGACUGUGGCAGAAGGGGGUGGAGAGCUGGGAGUGCAUAUGUAUCUUCUGAUUUUCCUCAAGUUUGUCCAGGCCGUCAUCCCCACAAUAGAAUACGACUACACAAGACACUUCACCAUGUAGUUUCAUAAAUCUGCCUCUCUUAAUGCAACAUGGGAAAGAUCAGCUCUUCUGCCUCUGUGAUCAGAUUAUAUCUGGUCUGGUCUGAUUAGAACCAGUUUGUUGAGUGUUUGUAUUACUCUGAGACACUUUGCGUGGGCGCAGGACAUCGGGGAAUGUUAGAGGUAUGUGGCUAAACUGUUCUAACAUUUUGGGAAACAGACUUGUUUUCCAUGAAACCCAGAGUCAGAUAAGAAGACCAAUGUCAGUUUUAUCUGUGUGCAUUCAGUACAGUUACACGUGUUCUGUAUAACUGUUGCUAGCCUAGCUAUGGCAUGAAAAGUGCAACUUUCAUUAAAGUCAGAGCUGUCUUAUUUUCAUGUAUCAUUUAAUUUCACCUGUUGCAAAAUAGAAAUGUGAAAAAAACAGGCUUGGAUAUAUUGGAAGUAGCUUGCUAUCAAGUUGUUGAAUUAUGUUUUUUUUACUUUUGACAAAGCUGGCUAGUAGUUUCUUUUUACUUCCAGUCUUUGUGCUAACCUAGGCCAACCACGUCCUGGACACCUCUUUACUGGAUACACAGAAAUGAAACUGAUGUCCUUAUUAUCUGACUCUGGGUAAGGCUGCAGACAAGGCUUCGUCCCAAAGUUGGACAGUACAUCUGAUGUUUCUCUAUAGGUUUAAUGUUGUGACCACAAUGUGGUGAGCUCUCAUAAAUUCCUUGUUAAGCUUUUGAUGAUGUUAAUAAAAUUCACCCCAUUCCACACUGCUUUGCUGCUUGAAAUGUAAGAGUCUAUUUCAGAAAAAUAAAUGAACCCUGGUCAUGCAAA